Molecule: messenger RNA, 372 nt
Organism: Pistacia vera
Lineage: Eukaryota; Viridiplantae; Streptophyta; Magnoliopsida; Sapindales; Anacardiaceae
Exons: 1
Coding region: 1-372 (123 amino acids)
Source: RefSeq, a predicted model, not a curated record
AUGUGCAAAAUUUUUGGUUCGAGCUUAUCCGGCCCAGCACUACAAUGGUACACGAACCUCCCGAAUGGAUCCAUCGAUUCGUUCGCUCAACUCACCGACACGUUUGUGGAGCAAUUCGCCAGCAGCAAGAAACUCGAGAAGCUGUCAGCCGACUUGUACAGGGUAUACCAGAGAAGGGGCAAGCCAUUGAGAAAAUAUGUCAGCAGGUUUAAUAGAGAGAAGAUUUCCAUCCUAGCAUGCAACCCUGAGACAGCCGUAGAUGCCUUCAGGAAGGGUCUCCUCCAGGACAGAGAGCUAUACAAAGAACUUACAAAGCUGGGAUGCACAACAAUGGAAGACGCCCUGGCCCGGGCAGUGAUCCAAAUAAGGUAG